This is a messenger RNA of Limulus polyphemus (Atlantic horseshoe crab), 1328 nucleotides long. Its product is annotated as serine hydrolase-like protein. The record is from RefSeq and is a predicted model, not a curated record. The coding region runs from base 122 to 1048 and encodes 308 amino acids. Lineage: Eukaryota; Metazoa; Arthropoda; Merostomata; Xiphosura; Limulidae. The transcript is spliced from 2 exons.
AGAGCAACUUAUCAGCAAGAGCCGCUAUUUCAAGCUGUGUUUAGGAAGAAAACUACAGCCUGUUAUACAGCAAAAAUUCCAAAGGAAUUUAAAGAGUAGUGAUAUAAAAUCUUGUACCACAAUGAUGGGUUCAGAGAAACAAAGGAAGGGUCCCAAGGAGGUACAGAUACCUCUUCCAUAUGGCCACAUGGCAGCUCAAGAAUGGGGACCCCCAGAAGGAUUUCCUGUUCUGGCUCUGCAUGGUUGGCUGGAUAAUGGAGGAUCAUUUGACAGUUUGAUCCCUUUAUUGCUCCCAGAUUUGAGGAUAGUAGCAUUGGACUUCCCAGGACAUGGUCUUUCUUCACACAAACCUCGUGGUGUAAUUUAUGAAUUUGCUCAUUUUUUGGUUGAUAUUAAGAGAGUUGUUGAUUUCUUUAGUUGGAAAAAGUUUAUUAUUAUGGGGCAUAGCAUGGGUGGUGGAUUAGGAUUACUUUUUGCAAGUAUUUAUCCAGUUCUCGUUGAAAAGGUGAUAAGUAUUGACAUAACAAAACCCGUGAUUGUACCUGAUGAUGAUGUGGCGUAUCAGGCUCUCCAUACCAUUGAUCAACAACUUGUUUUUGAAAAGAAACAGUCACCACCUGUUUACACUCCAGACAAGGCUCUUCAGCGUUUAAUUAAUGGUUUGCAAAAUCAUGUUACGGAAGAAUCGGCAAAACUCCUGAUGAGAAGAGGAACAAGUAGAUCCAGUAACAAAAAAGGUGUCAUUUUUAAUCGAGAUGUAUCUAUAAAUAAUAUAUCUGUAUUUUCACUCACAAAACAACUACAUAAAUCCAUUUUAGAAAACUUGAACUGUGAGCUUCUGAUAAUUAAAGCCAAGGAAAGAUUUUUUUAUGAAGAUCCUGUAGAGAUUAAAGAGAUUUUAGACAUGUAUGCAAGAAAUUGUAAACACUUUCAAUACCAUGAGGUUGAGGGAACACAUUUUGUUCACUUGAAUAAUCCAGAAAGGGUUGCUCCUUUAAUUAAUGAGUUUAUUUCCAAGCAGAGUUUGAACAAAGAUGCAAAGUUAUAAUUGUGUAACAUCGUAUGCACUAAAGGUUCUUAGAAAAAUAUGUAUAGUGAACUUGUGAAUUUCACAUUUAAGGAAUAACUUUUUAUUAUUGAAUAUGUCUCAUAUCUUUUAUUAGUGGUAUUGUGCAUGAAAAGUGGUGUGAGGGAAUAAGUGGGGUAAUGUCUAUACUUGCAGUUAGAAAAAUUUGUAUUUAUGAUGGUAAAUUAUUCAUGUAUUGCAGACAUUGGUUGUAUUUUGGUUAAAUAUAAAGUUGAUAAAAAAUGGAUGCGAUUUCAUUUGA